UCUCCAACGGAGACCAUGGGCAAGAUUAUCUUUUACGAGGACAAGAACUUCCAGGGUCGGAGCUAUGAGUGCGGCAAUGACUGCACGGACCUUCACUCGUACUUCAGCCGCUGCAACUCCAUCAGGGUGGAGAGCGGCUGCUUCAUGAUCUAUGAGCGACCCAACUUCAUGGGCCACCAGUACUACAUGAGGAGGGGAGAGUAUCCCGACUACCAGAGGUGGAUGGGCUUCAGUAGCUGUAUCCGCUCGUGCAGGAUGAUUCCACUGUAUCGAGGUUCGUACAGAUUGCGCAUCUACGAGAAGCCCGACUUCAGCGGUCAUAUGAUGGAGUUCAUGGAUGACUGCCCCUGUGUGUCUGACCGUUUCCACCACCGCCACGUCUACUCCAGUAAUGUUAUGAACGGCUUCUGGAUCUUCUAUGAGUACCCCAACUACCGAGGCAGACAGUACUUCCUGAGAACUGGGGAGUACAGGAGGUACCGCGACUGGUGCGCCACCUGCGCCAUCGUCGGGUCCUUCAGGAGGGUCACCGACUUUUAGCCAUGGAGCGAUAAACCUUGCUGUAAAUAUCAAACACUUAGUUUAUUAAAGCUGUUGAAUUUUUAA
Sebastes umbrosus (honeycomb rockfish) is the source of this 606-nucleotide messenger RNA. RefSeq lists its product as uncharacterized. The transcript has 3 exons. Gene Ontology annotation, molecular function: structural constituent of eye lens. The record is from RefSeq and is a predicted model, not a curated record. The coding region runs from base 16 to 540 and encodes 174 amino acids. Gene Ontology annotation, biological process: visual perception; lens development in camera-type eye. NCBI's taxonomy places the organism in Eukaryota, Metazoa, Chordata, Actinopteri, Perciformes, Sebastidae.